AGAAAACCAAAAUAAACAAGCACAGAAAAGAGUUGAUGAGCUGGUGGCGUGGGCUGAACAAAUCUGCCUUCUGUACUGUAUCUGGGCGAAACAAAGGGGCCAUUUAACACCCACAAAGAAUAUUAUAAAUGCUCUCAGCAUUACCCUUAUGGUUGACAUCAUGCGGCUCAAUACAUAUUAAUUGUUUCUGUAAUUAGCGGACAAAUGUCAAUAACAGUGGAUGUGGUCACUGCUAGCUGCUAACCUUUAGGGCUUUUUCCAACUGACAUAAAAAAUCUGCCAGUCUGUGUCUACAGUCAAAGACAAGAGGAGCCGUUGAUGAUUAUGCUGAAGAAAAGCAAGAAAAUAUCGCUCAGAUGGAUAAAAGAACCAAGGGAUCUGCUAAAGAGUUGAGGCUGUUGGUGGUUGGAAGCAGCGGACCCUCUCAGUUCCAGCUAAGUAACGCCAUCCUCGGCAGGGAAGUGUUUCAAAGUGACACGACCAGCAUUUCAACAAGUGUGAAAAAUGUGGGGGAGCUGGCUGGCAGACGAGUGGCUGUCAUCAAUGGACCAAACAUCUAUGAUAAGGACAUGUCUCAUGUAAAGAGAGUGUUGGAGCUGAGGAGAUCCAAGUGCUUGUGCAUACCCGGUCCUCAUGCCUUCCUUGUGGCCUUUGAUUUGGAUAAAAUCUCCCCCAAUGACAUGAAGACCACCACACAUUUGAAGAAGCGCUUUGGGAAAAGCUGCUUGAAGAACUGCAUGGUUCUGUUGGCCUAUGAAGGGAAUCUGGAUGGGGUCGCUUUGGACAACAAGGUGCGGAAGACUGACUGGCAUCUACGGGAGCUCGUCGAGAAGUACGGAGGACGAUUUCACAUUUACAGGAAGAACUGGCAGGACAGAAGCCAGGACAGAGAGCUGCUGCGCAAGAUUGAGCUGAUGGUGGUGUCAUCAGGUGGGGGGCACUACUCCAACAGAACGUUCCAGAAGGCGGAGGAAAGCGUGAAGAAGGAGGAGAAGAGGUUACGAAAGAAGAGGGCCAUGGAAAUAGAAAAGACGUGGAGUAAGAUGGAGAAGCAGUACAUAGCAGAGGAAAUGUGCAUCCAGAAGGACACGUACAUGGCCAACGUCAGCGCCGAGAUCCAAGCCAAAGCAGAGCUGGACAAUGAGUGGCUCAGAACUUCCCUCGCCAGGGGCCUGGGGACCGGUAUGCUGGUUGGGGCCGUGAUGGGGGCACUUUUUGGAUCUAUUGAGGGUCCAGGAGGGAUGGUGCUUUAUGGCAUCAUAGGUGGGGCUGUGGGUGGAUCUGCAGGAGGAACCGCUCAGGUGGCAAUAAAGCGAAUGGAGAACAGAGUGGCUCCACCUGUCAGACUCAACUUCAACUCAAUCUUCAUCAAUCGCUUCUUUGCAUCUUCUCGUGCAUGAACGAUGUCCAUCGAGGCAGGAAAGGAGACAUUUAUUUUGCAUUCAACCAGCGUUUUCUCACUGGGGUCACUUAGAGGUUGCUAAGUAACUGUAAGAAGUUGCUAAUUCCUUUUAAGAAAAAUUACAUUUCCAAGGAGGAGAAUAACAGGAACGUACCAGACUUAAAUGCAUUAUUUUGUCAGUAGAUUCAAUUUUUUAACUGCAUUAUCUGUCAAAGUCAGACAAACGAGAAACAGACGUUGAAUUAUGGUGGUAACAGUAAAAUGAGCCGCUUUUCUCCUCAGAAUCUACGUUGAUCGUGUUAAAAUUACAGUAAAUCAAAGAACAUAAACACUGAAGCUUCGAUUAACUGUAGAAUCAUGUCUUUUUCUGAUGUUUUUCCUCAUUUUGUGCAUAUAUUUGCAUAUUUUAGUGUGUAAUACUCACCAUGCCACAAAUAAACGAAACU
This is a messenger RNA of Oryzias melastigma (Indian medaka), 1848 nucleotides long. RefSeq names its product GTPase IMAP family member 7. Bases 357 to 1400 code for a protein of 347 amino acids. Gene Ontology annotation, molecular function: GTP binding. The transcript is spliced from 2 exons. The record is from RefSeq and is a predicted model, not a curated record. Lineage: Eukaryota; Metazoa; Chordata; Actinopteri; Beloniformes; Adrianichthyidae.